Messenger RNA from Gavia stellata (red-throated loon), 723 nucleotides. It is a transcript of the gene POU2AF3, whose product is annotated as POU class 2 homeobox associating factor 3. The record is from RefSeq and is a predicted model, not a curated record. Gene Ontology annotation, molecular function: DNA binding; POU domain binding. Gene Ontology annotation, cellular component: cytoplasm. NCBI's taxonomy places the organism in Eukaryota, Metazoa, Chordata, Aves, Gaviiformes, Gaviidae. The transcript is spliced from 5 exons. Bases 1 to 723 code for a protein of 240 amino acids.
AUGUCCGUGUUUUUUCCACAAAUUCUUUCAGGAAAGCCCAAGGUGUAUCAAGGUGUUAGGGUAAAGAUUACAGUUAAGGAGUUACUGCAGCAGAGAAGAGCACGACAAGCAGCAACUGGUGCAGCGUUAGAUGAGGCAGGAAAUGAAGGCACCAGAGCACCUUUUGAUGCAGAACCCAUCUCUUCUGUCCCCAACUAUUGUCCAUCAUGGCAGUUUUCGAAUUGCCUCUCCUGUGAAGAAAGCCCUAGCUAUUUGGAGCAGCUGGUAGAUUCCUGUCUUCAGACAGAUGCGCCCUUAGACCCAUCCUUCAGUGCUUUCCAGACGUCCUCACACUACACCUCAGACGCCUUCCAGCCAGUCCCGCUCUGCUUUAACCAGGGCCUGGCUUCCGGAUCACCCAGUUCAGCUGAUCUGUCCAGUCCAUUAAACUAUAGCUGCUCUCCUCCGCAGCUAUCUCCUCUCACCCCGCUGACCCACAGCCCACCCUCUGCUCUGGACACCAAGACCUAUGGCUACCCUGCAGAGGAGUGGUCCUGCCAUACCCCCUCCCCAUACACCACCUCUGCCUGCUGCUGCACCGCCUGUGGCUCCCAGCAUGUGGACAACAGGGUCCCGCAGUACUUCCCCUGCCCCAGCACAGACUGCAUGGACUACCUACCGCCCAUGGCCAUGGCCGAUGACUUCUUCAGAAGGGAUAGGAACUGUGACAUCUGCUAUAGCUAA